Molecule: messenger RNA, 2072 nt
Organism: Pseudogymnoascus verrucosus
Lineage: Eukaryota; Fungi; Ascomycota; Leotiomycetes; Thelebolales; Thelebolaceae
Exons: 7
Coding region: 403-2034 (543 amino acids)
Biological process (GO): transmembrane transport; carbohydrate transport
Cellular component (GO): membrane
Molecular function (GO): carbohydrate:proton symporter activity
Source: RefSeq, a predicted model, not a curated record
CCCUCUUCUCCAAGGGAUACCCCACACUUCUCUGCAAUGACCCCUUUUACCACGGUCAUGGAUUCAAGGGGCAUGAAUUUUCGCAGCACACUUUCCUGAUCUACAACGGAAAGAGCGACCAUGCCUUCGCGUCUCGGUCUAAACGCCAAACCACAGUAGCGCUUCCAGAUGCCUCUUGCAGAUGACUUGAAUGGCUUUGGCCGCCGAUUAAAGUUUCCCCGCCACUUCCCCAUAUUGCAGAGCGCCAAUAUCGUCCCCGCGUUCUUUCUCCGCCUAUUGAGAUCCCGACUGUGGUGUUCGGACCCCAUCCGAAGAAAUAUAUAAGAUCUAUCAGAUUCUUGCAACUAUAAGCAAACAAUUGCAUAAAUUAUAACACCGGCACUUCUUCUGUCCGACCUCUUAAUGGUCGAAACAAAUUCAACACAAAUGGAGAACCCCAAAAAUGAGAAGACCGAUGUUGACUUUAUUGAGAGCGUCGAACAGACUGGUCGACUCGCCAAUCAAGGGGAGCAUGAGCUCACACCAUUGAAGGCAAUUCGAGAUAAUCCCUGGGUCAUGCUGUGGUGCAUCUACGCCAUCUGGAUGCUCAUCUUGAACAGUUUUGAAGGCCAAGCAGGUGGCGCGGUGCUCGGCAUUCCAGAGUUCAGAAAGGACUUUGGUUACAAAUAUAAGGAUUCAUAUGUCCUGCCCGUUGACUGGCAGGCGGCCUUUAGUGGGGCCCCGGUUGCAUCUGCUUGUAUUGGAUCCCUCGGGAUUGCCUAUCUUGCAGAUAAGGUGGGGAGAAAAUGGGCAUAUGCCCUUGCUCUUGUAUUUUCAUACGUCGGCAUCACUCUCGAGUUCGUUGCAACUACAUCUCCCAUGUUUUUCGCCGGAAAGUUCAUGAAUGGUUUUGCUAUCGGCGCUUUGGUUACCGUGUCCUUCACCUACAUUGGCGAGAUUACGCCAACUGUUCUUCGCGGUAUCGUGAGCAGUGCAGCUGCAGUAUCCUUCACCCUCGGCCCUUUCCUUGUUGCACUCAUCAUCAAGGGGACAGGCACACUCGAAAGCAGAUGGGCCUACCGCUCUACCUUUGUCGCACAAUAUGCUGUUGCAGCUAUUGGAACAAUAUUCCUCCCAUUUAUGCCAGAGUCCCCAUGGUGGCUUCUCAGCAAAGGUCGUGAAGCUAAAGCCGCCAAAUCCCUUAAGAAGCUUGGGUACUCCCCAUCCGAAAUUAAAAUGCGCAUAGGGCAGAUAAUUUUGACCCUUGAGGAAGUCAAAAGCGAGACCGAUGGAGCCACUUACCUAGAGUGCUUCCGAAAAUCCAACUUACGACGAACAGGCAUCGCUAUCGCCCCCUUUCUCAUCCAGACCUUUUCGGGUAUUUACUUCGCUGCAAGCUACUCGACCUACUAUUACCAACUUGCUGGAUACUCCACCAGCGAAAGUUAUAUUUUGCAGAUUGUACAGCAAGUUAUCUCUAUGAUUGGGAAUAUCAUGUCCUGGUUUCUUGUGGAACGCGUUGGUCGUAGACCACUAAUGUUAUAUGGUCUCUGCUUCCUAACCGUCGACCUACUUCUCACUGGAGGACUUGCUGUCAUUGGAACUCCAGGUGCCCUGAAAGGCACCUGCUCCCUCAUCCUGAUCUACUGCUGGUCCUACAACGUAACCAUAGGCGCUGUUUCCUAUACUCUCCUCACUGAGACGGCGACGUCCCGUCUGCGCGUCAAAACCAUCGCCAUCGGCAUCUUCACGCAAAACGCUCUAAACACCAUGUGGGCAUUUGUACUCCCUAAGCUCUUCAACCCGGACCAAGCAAACCUAGGAGCGAAGGUUUCGUUCAUCUUCGGAGGGCUGGCUUUGCUGUCAUGUGUAUAUUUAUGGGUAUAUCAGCCUGAGACGGCAGGACGGACAUACAAGGAGCUUGAUGAGCUGUUCGCGAAGAAAGUCCCAGGAAGGAAAUUCAAGAGUACUAAAACAGAGGCUGAGAAGGAAGGCGAGCAGAUAAUGGAGUUGAAGCAACAGGAAUUGGCAUACGGAGAUAACACCGGGAGAUAGGAUGUCUUAGAUAGAUAUUUGCAAGAUGAAAUUCAGAG